GACUGUUUUACAUCAAUUCUGAUUAGAGAUCUAGUUGUUACGUGAGUUAAGUGUCGGAUCAUUAAGAUAUCGGAUCAUGGAUUUUUCAGAUAAAGUUGUUUUAAUAACGGGAGCAAGUUCUGGUAUUGGAGCUGCUGCUGCUGUACAUUUGGCUAAAUUAGGCGGUCAAUUAGUUCUUGUGGGUCGCAACCUUGAGAAGUUGCAAGAAACUGCGGCUAAGAUACAAGCUGUUAAAGGUAAAACGCCCUUUGCGCUUCAAGCGGAUAUGACCAAUGACCAGGAUGUUAAACGCGUAAUAGAUGAUACUAUUAAAAAGUGUGGAAAAAUAAACGUAUUAAUUAACAAUGCUGGAAUAUUGGAAACGGGAACAAUUGAAAAUACGAGUUUGGAGCAAUAUGACCGGAUAAUGAAUACUAAUGUUAGAGGAGUGUAUCAGCUUACAAUGCUAGCAGUGCCAUAUUUAAUAGCCACAAAAGGUAAUAUAGUGAAUGUGAGCAGUGUUAAUGGUAUUCGCUCAUUUCCUGGUGUCUUGUCAUAUAACAUCUCAAAAGCUGCUAUCGAUCAAUUUACGCGAUGCGUUGCCCUUGAACUGGCCUUGAAGGGUGUACGAUGCAAUUCAGUUAACCCCGGUGUUAUUGUAACAGACAUUCAUAAACGUGGCGGUAUGAAUGAUGAGACGUAUGCCAAAUUUCUAGAGCAUUGUCGUACGACGCACGCUUUAGGACGUGUGGGUCAAGUUGAAGAAGUCGCACAUGCAAUUGCUUUUCUCGCCAGUGAUCAUGCCAGCUUUACUACUGGUGUCAGUUUACCAGUGGAUGGUGGCCGCCAUGCCAUGUGCCCUAGAUAGAGACACCCACUACUUGAUAGGGAAGAAGUAAAAAUCUAAAAUGAAAGCAUUUAUUUUGCCUGAAAUUGAUCAUCCUAUAAAAGCAUUCAAUAUCAAUGUUAAAAAAAAAAAAAAACUUGAAGAUUAUUAAAUAAAUUUGUUGUGAUACUAGUACAAAUAUCAAU
Molecule: messenger RNA, 1011 nt
Organism: Glossina fuscipes
Lineage: Eukaryota; Metazoa; Arthropoda; Insecta; Diptera; Glossinidae
Product: 3-oxoacyl-[acyl-carrier-protein] reductase FabG-like
Exons: 1
Coding region: 77-847 (256 amino acids)
Molecular function (GO): oxidoreductase activity
Source: RefSeq, a predicted model, not a curated record